AUGGUACUACUUUCAGAAAUGGACGAAUGUGAGGCUAUGGACAUACUGUUGGAGUCGAAAAGUUUAAGCCAUCUAAGGCAUGAAUUGAACUCUCUUCCAAGCACUUUAUUAUUACAAAUGGCUAAUAAAUGCUUGGAUCAUUUUACAUUAGCCAACUACGCUGGAUUUAUUGAGAAGCCAAUUUGUGGGAGAUAUGUGAUGGAAGAAGAAAUUGAUAAAGAUUUAUCGUUUGGUUGUAAUUCUUCAUAUAAAUUUGCUCGUUCAAAAUUGUGUUUGUGGUUAGCGAAAACAAUACUGAUCGAAAACUGCUCUCGAAUAGAAAAUAGUUUUAUGAAAGAUUCUCUUACAUGUCGUUUGAUAUUGCUGUGGCAAGAUUUACUAAAAGAGCCUGCUGUUGAACUAAAAAAUAUUCUGAAUACUUUGGAAGAUGUGCAAAUUAACUGUGCUUCUGUAGCAGCAGUUACUGAAGCAUUGCUCGAAAGGAUGUAUGCUCAUUUAUUGUACGAUCAGGUCGAGAUAGCUGGAAUUUAUUUAACUGAAGCUUUAACUACCAUAGGUCUCGAAAUCAAAAUAAUCGGAGUAUUGGGUAAACGUACUAGGUUUCAAGAAAAAUUUAUACCUCAACUUGUCGCCAGAGCUGCAAAUUGCGAUAAUCUCGAGGACGAUGACGGAUCAGGAAAUGACAGCAAUCUGCCGCUGAAUGUUUUGCUUCAUGAUGACUCAUUGUUAGAAAAUGUAUAUGUUGCUGAAGUAGAUGCUUCAACCAGUCCUGCUAAGCUCUCUGCUCUGGGUUUGGCAUGUAUGCUGGCUUCUGGGGUGCUUGAACGGAAAAUUCACAGUAUUGAGGAUUUAUUAAUUGAAAAAUGUUGCUCUUAUCUUGAUGAGAUCAUUGCUCACCGUAAGAAUUGGGCGGUGCAAGCUAGUGCUUUAUUGCAGCGUUCAGAAUUUGAAAAGAUUAGCAUGCGCCGAGUGGAACGUGCAUGCAUGCAAAUGGAAUCAUUGUCAAAAUUGAUUAAUGGUGUAGAAAAUAAAGAGAUGAAUGCGGAUGUUUUAAGAAAACGCUUAAAACUAUUACUAGCAAGUGGAAUGAAACCAUUUUGGUAUGUUGAUCUCGUUCAUGCUGAAAUCCUUCGUUCUAUCGGAUGCACAGCGGAAGCCUUGAUAAUAUUUGAAAAGCAAGAAAAUUGGGAUAGUGUUAUUGAUUGUUAUCAGUCACUUGGUCAGCUGGAAAAGGCUGAACGGAUAGUUCGUGAUCUGCUUGCUAAGAAUGAGAAUGAUUCAACUUACUGGUGUCUUUUAGGAGACAUACUUCAUGAGCCAAAUUUAUAUGAAAAGGCGAUUGAGGUUUCGAACGGCCGUUCAUUUCGUGCUCACCGAUCAUUAGGGCUGUUGAUGCUUCAGCGCAAACAUUACGAUAUUUCAUAUCAACAUUUGAAACGUAGCCUUGAGCUUCAGCCAAUCAAUUCAUCCACCUGGUUCAAUUUUGGCUGUUGUGCGUGGAAGCUCGAAAAAUUGAAAGAAGCGGCAAAAGCCUAUCAGCAAUGUGUACGUUAUGAACCUGCUCAUUUCCAAGCAUGGAACAAUCUUGCCGCUGUAUAUGAAAGAUUACAUGAUCCAGAACGAGCUAAGACUGUUUUAAAGGAAGCUCUGAAACUGAAUUUUGAGCAUAUCAAAUUACGAGAAAAUUAUAUGCUUCUCUGCAUACGUACGCAUGAUAUUUCAUCAGCAAUUUCUAUGUUUCAUGCCAUAUUAGAUUCGGAUGGACAAUAUAGAGACGAUAUCAUAAUUGAAGCGCUUACGCAGAAAUUAAUCACUCUAAGAGAAAAGAAUAGAGAAUCUGUGAAUCCCUUAACACAUGAGAUGUGUGAAUUAUUGGCUAGAAUAGUUUCGCAGCAAACUUCUUCGUCAUCGAUUUGGCAUUGUUAUGCGGAGUUGAAACGACCUAAUUCAGACUCAUCCGUGAAAGAUCAUGAUUUUUACGUAAAGUUGCUGGAGCGCGCUUUUAGGAUUUGCUAUAAUAAACAAGACUGGCAUAAAAAUAUUGACUCAUGUAUUGGUGUUUUAAAUGCAGCCUUGAAGUUGGAAGAAUCUAAGAAAGUUUUGUCAGGAAUGAAAAAUACUGAAAACGCUGCGGUGAAAUCUGAAAUUCGAUUAACUCUUAAGCCAAUUAUUACAUCCAUUGAGAAAAUGUAUGGUGUGGAUGCCAUUGAAUCUUCGAGUGCAUGCUUAAAAGAAUGCUUAUUGAAAGUGAAGGCAUUUUUAUCUUCUUGUUUGUGA
Acanthocheilonema viteae is the source of this 2277-nucleotide messenger RNA. Lineage: Eukaryota; Metazoa; Nematoda; Chromadorea; Rhabditida; Onchocercidae. The record is from the annotation of a GenBank genome assembly.